AUGGAAGAAAUACAACAACUUCUUGAGACGGCGGCUGACAACUUGUCCUCUGGAAACGUAAAGGAUGCUUACUUUUCAUAUAUAAGUGCACUCAACCUUGCUUCCAAAGAACUACAAAGCAUAAAGUUCAUAAAUAACGUUGUGACCUCGAAGCCCUCGUCAAUAAAUUCAGUAUUCACAAUAUCACGAAAGUGUCUAACCUAUGCCGAAGAUAUAAUUCUAAAACAUCAACCAUUAAGUCCGUCACGCAAAAAUCCAAAUUUAAAUAUUGCCAUUUAUCCGCCCACGCCACAAGAGGAGCACUCGUUUGAUCAAAUAACGGCACAAAAAGCUCCACGAAUACCUCCAAAGCCUGCUCGACGGUCAAUGACAAAAAGUAAGGAUGAUGAAGAAUUCUUAGUAACAUCCCCAAAAAACGAGACUUCAUUAUCGCCACAAUUUUCUAAACCACCAUUACCACCAAAACCUUCUCGGACAGGAAGUCUAAAAAAAUAUUUUAGAGACGUGGAGGUAUCAGGCAUGGGCAGAGAUGCACAAAUUCUUCCUCCGGAUAAAGAACUAGAGAACGUUUCCGAGGUAGAGAAUUUUGAUGUAGAUGCGUAUAGAAGGAAAUCAGAUGAAUCUUUAAAUAUAUCAACAGCACCAAUACUUCUUCGACGUUCAUCAUCCCCUAACCUUUCAGUCAAAACGAAUAGGCGAAUAUCUACAUUACCUGGUUCGCUUACUGAUUCCCCAACAGAUGAAGAAAAUUAUUCUUCUCACAUAAUAUCGCCAAGUUCGAGAUUUCACCUAUUUGCACCAUUUAGAAUGACACUCCACGACUCAAUAACGAAUCUGCUUCCGUUCGAACGUAGGCAUGACAUAAUUAGCGUAGUACCUGAAGGGGCCGUUGAUCCAAAUAAUUUAGUCGAAGCAAAUGUAUUAAAUGAAACAGAAAAUUCACAUUCACCCAAUUCCCCUUCUCAUAGUUAUUCAGAUCAUAUACCUCAAAUACCAGUUUCUCCUUUACUCACCCAGCAUUCACAGCUUGAACAAAAAAUUCAAUCAUUGGAGGUAAAGUUGACUGAGUAUCGCAAUAUACUGAAAGCUCGACGGGCAGGGGAAACAGAUCAUAGUGAAUUAUCUGAUGAUGAAAUUAACGACGCUCUUCUUAAAUACGGAGCAAGUUUAGCAAGUUCGAAGGAAGCGAUUACCCGAAAUAGAAAAUUAUAUUUCAAAGCUGCUGCAGAUCCGAAUAUAUUGGAUUUCGCACCUCAUAUGGUUGCUUACCAAUUGACAUUGAUUGAUUCUGCUAUAUUCCUGGAAAUUGACCCACUUUCCCUGCUCACGCAUUCUCCAAAACAUCCGGAUCCAAAAAUAACAGCAUCCACAGAUUUCUUUAAUUAUUUAACACGUGUUAUAGAAAGUUCUAUAUUGUCACCACAAGAAGCCUCGGCGCGUGCUCUAGUUAUUCAUUAUUGGGUUAAAGUAGCUAUAAAGUUGCAUGAAUUGCACAACUAUCAAACAUUAAAGGGCAUUCUAUCUGCCUUAGGUACACCACCAAUAAAGAGGUUAAAACGAACAUGGGCUUGUAUUCCCAAAAAAAGUAUGACGAAAUUGGAUUCAUUGAAUGAAUUGAUGAGUGAAUCAAGUAACUAUGGAAAAUAUCGUGAAACAUUGCAGCAAGAGAAAUUUACACGAAAACCAGUUAUACCAUUUUUAGGUCCCUUUAUCAUGGAUGCAACAUAUUUAUUGGCUGCAGUCCAAUCAUCAGGAUCGGUUACCCCAAAUAGUAGUACAUAUCAAAAUCCUAUCACACCUGGACUUGCUUCAUCAGGGAACUCAACUGUACAGGAUGAUCCGCGAGUUCAAGAAUUGUUGCAAUCCAUGAAAAGAUAUCAAACUGGACCUAAAUAUUCGUCAAAACCGCCUGCUUCAUACAUCAAAGCUUCAACGAAACAUCAUUUUCGAACUGCUAGCAUCAGUGCUGCGUUACAUCGUGGUGGAAAUAAACUGCAUCUGAGACAUGACGAAGAUAACGAAACUGUUGAAGAACAACAACAAUUUUUAACUCAUUAUUUAUUAACACGACAUUGGAUGCCUGAAAAGUUAGUUGACGAGUUAAGCAAGCUGCGCGAACCACAAAAACAUAAAAGCAUGAAUGGUUCCUCUAAUUCUCAACGAAAUAGUGCAAAUGGUGGAACAUGGAAUGGAAUUAGCAUCAUAUCAAAUUCGAGCAAUAAACUUCGGGAAAGUACCGGUAGUACAGCUGGUGGCAGUGGAACUAGUACAGGAGGGAAUGGCAGCACAAGUAGUGGAAGAGGAAGAACCAGUUCAACGAGUGGAAGUGGAGAAUCACGCCCAAACAGUUUGGGUGAAGGAUCUGAAGUCAAUUCAUCAUCAUCUAUCGUGACCAGGUUAGAAAAAGCAAUACCAAUGCUGGAAAAAGAUAGAGAGAAUGGUAAUGGAAGUGGCGGGACACGUGAUGAAAAAGAAAAGCGUCAUGAAAAAUCUAAAAAUGAAGAAUUUGAAAAAGAUAAUGAUAAAAUUGAAUUUAGCAAGGAGAAAGAAUCGAACAUUUCUAAUCCUAACGUGGAAGUAUUAACAAAUCCGGUAUCAACUAAACGUACAAGUUGGAAAACGGGUGCCAUGAGAGUAAUGUUUGGUGGAUCAGAGCCUGCGGCCGAGUUACCAAAAUCUCCGUCUUCCUCAGUGAAAACAAAUAACGAUAGCAAUCUUGCAUUAUCACCUUCACGAAGUUCAUCGGGGAAUGAAAGAGGAUCACCUAAAAGUCCUAAUAAAGCCCAUAUUCGUACAUUAUCUUCCGUCUCACCAAUAGUUAAACAAUUUCCUUUUUCUUCGGUGCCACCCGCCGCUCGUAGAUCAAUGGAUGAAUCAAGAUCAACUACUCCGCCACCAUUACUUCCAAAGCCUGCAGGAUUGCUGCACAGAAGUGCAAGUACAUCUUCCGUUAGUAGUCGUGGCUCUAAUUCUAGUAUAUCAAAUGGAAACCUCGCUUCCAUUAUUUUUGGUAGCACAUUGACUAGCCCGACUGCAUCAAUAAAUAUUAUCACGACUGGAACAAACACAAGAAAAGUUGCUGGUGAAGUGGUAGCAGCUAGUAGUGGAGGAACAUUGGAGAAAAAUCGAGAAUGA
Molecule: messenger RNA, 3135 nt
Organism: Ambispora leptoticha
Lineage: Eukaryota; Fungi; Glomeromycota; Glomeromycetes; Archaeosporales; Ambisporaceae
Source: the annotation of a GenBank genome assembly